AUGAACUUGCCUCGAUCAACAAUAGAUCAUCAUGAUGAUGGCAAAGAAGAACUACCGUCGAUUAAUAUACUGUUUGUUGGUAGUUCUCAAUCGGGCAAGUCAACAUUGAUAAAGGUAUUGGAAAAUCAGGAUUAUAAAUCGUCACACACCGGCUUUUCCGAGACAAAACAGCCAUGCUUUAAAUCAUUCACAGUAACUACUGAUCCUACCAAUCCAGCUGCUAUUGUUUAUCUUUUGAAUAUUAUCGAUACACCCGGUUUGAAAGAAAUUCGCCGUCAAACAACGGAAACACGUACCGAUGAUGAACUCUUGUCAGACAUAGAUGCAUUUAUCAGACACCAUUUCGAUAGAUUGCAUUGCCUCUGUUUUGUUGCAGAAGCUGGUCGAGUGCAUCAAAAAGAUUUGGAAAUAUUUGAAAAAUUAAUGAAUUUCUUUGGCCCAAAGUUAUCAGCGUAUUCGAUGUUGAUUCUAACGUCUGCAGAUAAAUAUACAAAUGAAAAACUGGAGGAAUUUAAAAAUGACAUUCGAGAUCACCAAUUGAGCAAAAGAAUUUAUAAUUAUUGUAAAUUAGGUAUCUAUUAUCACGGUAUUCCUAAUUAUGAUGAUUUGGAUACAUAUGCUGACAGACAAGAUAUGUUACAAAAAAUACUUGUCACCAAACAACAGCAUGUCAGACCAAUGACAAAGAUGCUGAUAGCAAAAUUGAUUCAAUGCAGUCAGCACAGUAUGCAACUUCGACCUGUCAAUAAUAAUCCAUUAAUAAAUGAACCGACUUUGUUGUCGGAGACUGACAAUAGGCAUGGCGAAUCAACUCAAUCAUAUGCGGCCGCCAUUGUCCUCAAUACUAUCGCUGGGGUGAUGACAACAGAACUAUUUUGCUCGCGGGCAUACAAUAAUUCGCAGCUUGAAUUCUCAAAUACUUUGGCUCAAAAAUUUGAACAUACAUCCCCGGUGAAUUUAAAGGCUUUUCCAAAUGCAAUGGAUAAACAUGGAUUCUGUGAUAAAAUACAGCACAGUUUUAAACGAAUUUUUGGAUAUGUGAUCGAUGCAGUUGGUUCACUAUUAGAAGUAGUGAACGCAGAAACAGGUAAAUCUUUCAAAGAUAAAUGGGCUGGGUAUAUUGAAGAAGAUUCCAAUACAAACCAAGUCGUGGCGAUGAAAGGUAUACUGGAGAAGUAUUUGAAACAGGAAGAAUUGAAACGAAGAGAAAUACUCCGCUCAGUUGAACAAGAAAAGGCAAAUAUCAGACGGUCAAUCCUCAGAGCAUACAAAUUACAGCCUUAUUUGAUCUCAGCAAUAACUCUAAUAAAUCUGAUCAUGACUGUGAUAACACACAAAAACACUCGAAAUAUUUUUAUACAGCAGCGAAAAGUUAUGAAUGAGACAAAAGCGCUUUUAGAACAAAGUGCAUCUCUCUUAAAUGAUUAUUAUAAAGAGGCUAAAGAAUUGAUGGAAAGUUUAAAGUCGAUCGAUAAACAAGAAUUGGAUACUUCAGUUCGGCUGUCAACUCGAGUUCCAUUUAUGUUGCAUUUACUUUUACAUUCCCAGAAAAAAUUAGAAAGAACGAAAUCGCAACUGGAGUUGAUCGCUUCGAAACUAUGUUCUCAGAAAAAUGUUCACACAGUUGGGAUGUAUUCUACUACAAUCUGUACCCUGUGUAAUACAGCAACAAUCAGAGGUCAGAAAGCAAGUCUGUGGUAUAUGGCAGGUAUCGCACUGGGUCUUUUUAUGUUAACGGCAAAUGGUAUUUCAAUUUAUAAAUGCAAAAAGGAUUCUGAGUUAUUACUGCAAUCAAUCAAAGAGACCGAAGAACUAAUUGCAAACGCUGACAAAAGUAUCAAGUUACUGCAAAUAUGA
Adineta ricciae is the source of this 1857-nucleotide messenger RNA. The record is from the annotation of a GenBank genome assembly. NCBI's taxonomy places the organism in Eukaryota, Metazoa, Rotifera, Eurotatoria, Adinetida, Adinetidae.